Molecule: messenger RNA, 3406 nt
Organism: Pseudophryne corroboree (corroboree frog)
Lineage: Eukaryota; Metazoa; Chordata; Amphibia; Anura; Myobatrachidae
Product: deubiquitinase DESI2-like
Exons: 5
Coding region: 959-1561 (200 amino acids)
Biological process (GO): protein deubiquitination
Molecular function (GO): deubiquitinase activity
Source: RefSeq, a predicted model, not a curated record
GGGAAUUCCAUGUACUGGAUGUGGAAUAAAAAGGGAAACUCUCGGUUCUGUCUCACAUGCAGUAUUCACGAUUCCACCUCCAUCUCUAGAGGCCUGGGGAUGCUGUAUGAUGUAACUCCCAUUCAGAUCUAUUCGGCAGCCAUCCAGGGCUCCACCUUUUAUUUAGAUGAGGUCAUGCUGUCCCUAUUUUUUUUUUUUUUUUUUUCAUGGGUACUACACAGCCCAGUCUGUACGGUAUCAGCGGCAGGGUCACUUUGGCUUUUCCUGAGCUUGCAGCCCUUGGAUUUCACGGCACCUUCCCCUCUCCUCCCUGCACAUCCCAAUCCAUGAGCCUUUCCCUCUCCUCCUGAUCAUGCUGGAAGCAGCAUCAGCAACGCAGGCUCUGUGAUCUGUCAGUAUUCCCAGGAGCGGGGAUGAACACAGGAUACAAAUCCCAGGGAAGCCUGUCUGAUUUCAUGCAAUCCUUGGCUUAUACAUUGAACAGUCUCUCUGCAAUCUGUCCACUGAUGUCAGGCAGGCUGAGGAGAUAACCAGCUCUCUGUGUGUGUGUGCCACAACUGGUGCUGAUGGAGGAAAUGCAGAAAGAAGCAGCAUGUUUCUGAAUGCUGAGUUCACCUUAAGCACUGGAAAGGUCAUUGGCGUACAGAUGGCUCUGGCAUUGCAGCAGAUACUAUAGUACCCUGUUUUACUGGACUAGUUAUGUUCCUCUGGGUCAUGGAUUGCAGAACAUAGAACCUGGGGUUCACACCUGACUUGGCAGGCACAGUCGCUUACACCCAUGGACUGCAGCAUGAGAAACAAUCCUGUUCUGUGCAAAACUUUGGCCAGAAAGAGCCUGAAAGUGGUUUGUUUGGAGGAUCUAGAAUGAAAGCAUCCCUGUCUUCAGUAACCCAUUGCAGUAUUAACCAGAAGCAAUUUAGACGCCUGGGAUAAGUAUAAGGAGCAGACCAGACUCACAAUGGCCAAUGAACCAGUAAUACUAAAUGUUUAUGAUAUGUAUUGGAUAAAUGAAUACACUUCAACAUUGGGCAUAGGAGUAUUUCAUUCUGGGAUAGAAAUUUAUGGCAGAGAGUUUGCCUACGGGGGACACCCCUAUCCAUUUAGUGGGAUUUUUGAAAUCACACCAGGCAGCGCCGUGGAACUCGGGGAGACAUUUAAAUUCAAGGAAGCCAUUGCCCUGGGCACAACCGACUUCACAGAGGAGGACAUUGAUAACAUCAUGGAGGAGCUGGGGAAGGAAUACAAAGGCAAUGCUUACCACUUAAUGCACAAAAAUUGCAAUCAUUUCUCUGCAGCUCUAGCUGAGAUGUUGUGUGGGAGGGAGAUCCCACGUUGGGUCAAUCGUUUAGCUUACUUCAGCUCCUGCAUUCCAUUUCUUCAGAGCUGCCUUCCUAAAGAAUGGUUGACACCAGCAGCCCUACAAAGUCACAUCACUCUCGGCCUCCACAGAGAAGACCAGGGUGAGACCACAGAUGAGGACUCUCCAUCCACAUCUGGUGUCGCUGCUACAGCAACUGCCUCACCUGGGUCUUCGCGAACCUGCAGACACACCAGAGUAUAAACGACAUUGUGUUCUUCAGAACUAUUGCUAGACUAGACUGGAUGGUACUCUAAGAGCCAACUUCAUCUUGUUAAAUCAGAAGAUCGGGAGGGGGGGGGGGGGAUUAUCCAGUUUUCCGUGUUUUCUCUUCCUCACUCUGUGUGAUUCUUUGUGUUUGCAAAGGAUCAUGGUUAUGCAAAAAAAGCAACAAUUUUUUUCAAUGGUUAAUUCCCAAGGAAUUCACAAGUUUGCAUUAUUUACAAGUGUGCUUAUGGUAUGGUUUGUGUCAUGUCUAGCUUAAGUGCACCUUAAAUCUGUACACAGUAGAGGAACUCAUUUGGUUGGCUGAACCAUUAUUCAUGAUGAUGCAGCAGCCAAUCGGUGUACUGUAUUAGGAACGAGAGACAGCACUGAAGCAAUUUGAUAGGCCACAUUCUCUAUUAAUAAAUUUGUUCAGCUUAAAAAAAAUAAAAAUGUCUGCCUCUACGGUGUGUAGAUGACAGGUUCACUUACCAUGUAUGUGUCAUUUGCUUCUCAUUCCUGUUUAUUUCUGAAACAGAUGCUUCAUUAUUGAAAUGAAAUACAAUAAGAUUUCAAAUGGUGCACAGAAAUGUCUUCAGCAUCACAGAGGCUUACCUCCCAACAUGACCCAUUCCAGGAGGGACAAAAUGCUUUGUUCCCGGGCUUCCCUCUUAAUGUAUGAUUGCUGUCACCUGUUUUGAACAGGUAAAUUAAUGUGAAAGGUGUUUCACCAAGCAGAGGCAUCACCAGGUGUGGUGACACCCGGUGCGCACCCCUGAUGUACUGCCGCAAUCGCGUCAAAAGGGGGCGUGGCCGUACAGCUAGGGGGCGUGGCUUCAUGGGGAUACUGGUAUCGUCACUCUGGGGGCGUGCCCAGCAUCUCCGGAGAUGCUGGGCUUCCCCCAGAGACGGUCUCAGUGCGCUGUCGGCUCCUCUGCUAUGACAGGAGCCGGGUGCUGUAGCGGAAUUUCACACUGCAGCACCUGGCUCCUGUCAUUGCGGAGGAGCUGACAUUUGGUGUCACACCCGGGUGCGGGCUGCACCCCCCGCACCCGCCUUGUGACGCCAUUGUCACCACGGGUGCCGGCAAUCAUACAUUAAGAGGGAAGCCCAGGAACAAAGCAUUUGUCCCUCCUGGAAUAGAUCAUGUUGGGAGGUAUACAGCGGUGACACAAGGGUGUGCAAACCGCACCUGGGUGUCACCCUUCCAAGGGGUGACCCCAAAGCUGGCUUCUCCACUGGGACCGGUUGCCGGGUGCUGCAAUAUGACAUUAUCCUGCAGCACCCGGUUCCUGUCACUAAGAAGGUUCCAGCGGUGCAGACACUCAGGGUCAGCCCCCUAAAUUAUAUAAAUGGGAGACUUUCCAUGAGGCCAUGUCCCCAGAGUGAUGUCAGGGGAGACUUCCUGUGAGGCCACACCUCUCUCCACAAGGUCACGCCCUCUUUCAGGUGAACACGCUUUUGCCGUGGGGGGGGGGGAUUAUUAGCCACACCAGGUGUCACCAACCCUGAUACCUCCAAUGUAGCAUCGGAUGAUAUCGGAUAACUUCCUUUUAUGGGGUAACGGGUCAUUCAUGUGCCACCAUUUUAUAUAGAUCGCAGCUACUCACUGUAGUUAUUAAAUAUGGCUGAACCUAUUGAACACUCAGCAAUUUCAUAAAGAAUAGGAAGAGAUGUGGCCCAUCAUGGUAUUAGGUAAAGCGGCAUUCAUAGCCUCUAACAUCCAUUCUUUUGCACUUAUAUCAAAAAUGUUAUUUAUUUCUGUAUGUCCUGUUGAUUUUUGUCAAUUUGUAAAAUAAUACAUAAAACAGUAAUAAUAAAAGAGUAGAAUGUGAAGAACUGUAA